AUGGGAAGGGCUGUUGUUACAAUGUACAACUUCCAGCAAUAUCGACACAUUCAAGCACCGGGCUGGUCAUUAGGAUGGACGUGGGCAGAGAAGGAGCUGAUUUGGAACAUGAUUGGAAGUCAAACCACAGAGCAAGGUGAUUGUUCAAGAUUCAAAGGGAACAUUCCACAUUGCUGUAAGAAGGACCCAACGGUCGUGGACUUGCUGCCAGGAACUCCUUACAACCAGCAGGAUCCAGCAAAUGCUGCAAGCUCAUUCCAGCUCAGUGUUGGUGCAGCCGGAACCACCAACAAAACUGUAAGAGUGCCUAGGAACUUCACCUUGAAAACCCCAGGACCUGGCUAUACUUGUGGACCCACAAAAGUCACAAUAACAAACUUCAAUUACAGGAUGAACUACACACAGUGGAACUUAGUCGUCCAACAUCCCAACUUUGACAAUCUGUCGCAGUUUUUCGGCAUUAACUACAAACCAUUGACUCCUUAUGCAUCUAUUAAUGAUACUGCCAUGCUAUGGGGCAUCAAGUUCUAUAAUGAUGUGCUCAUGCAAGCUGGUACUUUGGGUUUGGGGAAUGUUCAGUUGGAGCUACUUUUCAGAAAGGAUAAAUCGACUUUCACUUUUGAGAAGGGUUGGGCUUUUCCUCGAAGGAUCUAUUUCAAUGGUGAUAAUUGUGGCAUGCCACCUCCUGAUGCCUAUCCAUAUUUGCCAAAGACCAGUUCUCGGUGA
Ilex paraguariensis (yerba mate) is the source of this 726-nucleotide messenger RNA. NCBI's taxonomy places the organism in Eukaryota, Viridiplantae, Streptophyta, Magnoliopsida, Aquifoliales, Aquifoliaceae. The record is from the annotation of a GenBank genome assembly.